Bufo bufo (common toad) is the source of this 6674-nucleotide messenger RNA. RefSeq names its product DENN domain containing 3 (gene DENND3). Gene Ontology annotation, molecular function: protein binding. NCBI's taxonomy places the organism in Eukaryota, Metazoa, Chordata, Amphibia, Anura, Bufonidae. Gene Ontology annotation, biological process: regulation of Rab protein signal transduction. The record is from RefSeq and is a predicted model, not a curated record. Gene Ontology annotation, cellular component: cytoplasmic vesicle. Bases 1985 to 5800 code for a protein of 1271 amino acids. The transcript is spliced from 23 exons.
CACGCCUAUGUAGCGACAGGGGGCGGGCUCUGUGUGUGUCAUUACGCAGGUAGCAUAGUUGUUUCACGUAGCAACCACGCCCCUCUCUACCAUGACGACGUGCAUGUGAUGAAGGCGUUUUCAUUGGCUGAGAUACGCCAUAUUGUGGGCGUGGCUCUGAUUGUUGGCAUCGUUACUGUAAACAAUGGUCUUCGGAGUGGGCGGGAUUAUGGUAUUUGGUUGUGGGCGGGGCUGUGAGUACAGGACGGUUACGCCUCGGUCAUGGUAUCAGUUGAGAGGAGAGCGGUGCUGGAGGCGGCACAGGUUGGGUCUUGUCUACAAGAUAGGUCGGCAGCUGGAGUCGGAAACUUCGGGUCUGCGAGGCUGUCCUCAUUGCUCCCCCGGACUCUUUCUUCUGGAUAUCCCUGCGCACUAUGCACCUGGAGAGGUUUCAUGCCCCUGGUCUAGGCUUCUGGAUAUCCAUCUCCAUGUGCCCCUGGAGAACUUUCAUGCCCCACAUCUAGGCUGGUGCCUCUAGAGAACUUCCAUCCCUGGUCAAGGCUGCUGAUUCUGUUGUCCUUGGAGAACUUUCAUAUGUCCCUGGUCUAGGCUUCUGAUUCUGGAUAUCCACAUUCUGGAGCCUCUUAAGAACUUCCAUGCCUUUGGUCUAGGCUGCUUAUUCUGGAUAUCGAGCUCCAUAAUCCACUAGAGAACUUUCAUGUUCCUGGUCUAAGCUGCUGAUUCUGGAUAUCUACAUUCUAAUGCCCCUGGAGAACCUUGGUGCCCCUGGCAUAGGCACCUGAAGAACUUUUGUGCUCCUGGUCUAAGCUGCUGAUUUUGGAUACCCACAUUCUGGAGCCCGUAGAAAACUUUCAUGUGCCUGGCCACAGGUGCUGAUGGUGGAUAUCCACAUGCUGGUGCUCCUAGAGAUCUUCCAUGCCCCUGCUCUAGGCUGCAGGUUCUGGAUAUCCAGCUCCAUGUGCACCUGAAGAACUUUCAUGCCCCUGGUCUAGGCUGCUGAUUUUGGAUACCCAUAUUCUGAAUCCCCUAGAGAACUUUCAUGCCUCUGGUCUAGGCUGCUGAACCUAGAUGUCUACCUUAUUGUAAACCUAAACAUCUUGUUGGUAAUAGAUGCCCCACCCUGCCAGGACUUACUUCUUGACCACAGUGGUAGAGUACAUGCUACCAGAUAUGUAAUGAUACUUGGGCAUCUAAGUAGUAGACCCCCCUCCCCCCAAAGUGCACUAGAGGAGAAUCUCAGUGCCCUUGCACUCUGAUUAAGGGCUGAGGGACCAACCAUUGUGUUAACCUACAGAGCCCUUUGGUCUUUCCACUCUACUUGUGGCUUUGGAGACCCUCUGUAGUGCUAUGAGACUACUCAUGAGCCACCACCAUUCCAGUGCGUUCCCGGAGACUUUCUGUACCAUCUCACCACACUAAUUCUCCAGAGUACCAAUCUGGCUCUGCUCCAGGAGAAUCUUUUUGGACAUGGAUUACCAUCUAGAUAAGCUUCUUAAGCAUCUGUAGCUUGUAGGACAUUGGAUGCCCACCUAUAGGUGUUCCUGAGGACUGUUUUACCUUUGGAACUCAUUGUAACAAUUCUUGAAGAAGUUACUGAGUUACUUUGUAGCCAUUUGCUAAAUAUUUUGCUUGUUACUGCCAGAUUACUAAAUAGGACUAUAGUAUCUACCUCAUAUUAUCAUCCAUGACAUGAUACAUCAUAUAGUCUUCUGCUGCUUGCAUCAUCCAGUUUACCCAUUUUGUGCCAGUGGAGAUGCCAGUCCAGCUUUAACCAUGCAUGGACCAUCUGCCUAGUGAUAAAUUGCCCGGAUGUUGCCAGGUCCAUGUAGCAUUAUCUUCUCUGCCCAUUUGUUGUCUAUCUGACCAUCCAUAUGUUCUUUGCAUCAAUGUCUAAUACUCACUGUGGAAACUAUCUUCUCCGGUUGGUUUGUUCUUGAGCUCUGGUUCCUUGUGCUCCAUCAGUCUUGUUGGACAAUCUUAAGACAUGGAAGACGCACAACUUCCUUCUGGACUGCUGGAGAUCUGUGUCCUUGUGGGACCCCCCACCGAUGAGAUCAGACAGAUAGACAAGGUUGCCCAGAAAGGUAUCCGAAGCCUCCAGGUACUUGAACCGGAGAUCACCUCUGUAUUCGUCCCUCCUUUUGUACCGAAAGAGGAAGCGCAGAGCUCGUCUGCAGUUCAGAGCUCGUACCAAAGAGUGGCGAGGAGGCGAUCGUUCCGGAAGAAGAAGGAGAGGCCCAAGGUGGAGUCUGGGAGCGGUAACAACGUGGAUCAUAGAGAGACCACCACCGAGGAGAUCAGCGUCCCCAAAGACAUCGACCUCAUUGGAUUGCCCCAGCUCUGCUUCCCAGGGGGGCUGCAAGUGACCUUAGAGCCCAUAGAGGAGCAUUUCCAUUUCCUUAUCUUUACAGAUGUUCUGGGGAACAGGACAUAUGGGGUUGUUGCUCAGUUCUCCCGAUCUGUUCAGGAUGCACUGGGACUGUCUGGUGGGCAGGCUUACUGGGACUCCUCCAUAGGAAGCAACAAGACAUAUGAGGCUUAUGUACCUUUUGCCAUUUGCGUCAUAUCCAGAUACCCUUACUACAACGCUCUAAAGGACUGUCUCUCAUGCCUUCUUCCACAACUGAAGUCCAUCAGGAAUGUCAAUCUUGAUGAACGUAUUAAGGAGUUUGCAGCAAAGUUAGCUCUGAUUCCAUGUCCUCCACCUGGACCUCUGCAUCUGGUGUUCAGCAUGAAACCUCUGCAGAUUGUUUUUCCAUCAAGAGAAGAUCUCGAAAGCCCAGUAAUUGACUUGGAUCUUCACCUGCCAUUUCUCUGCUUCAGCCCAAAACAGGUGUUGCAGAUCAUGGCCUGUAUCCUGACCGAGCAGAGAAUUGUCUUCUUCUCUUCAGAUUUCGCCCUGUUAACCCUCCUCGCUGAGUGUUUCAUGGUCUAUCUUCACCCCAUCAAGUGGCAGCACACUUUUGUGCCCAUACUCUCGCACCACAUGCUGGAUUUCAUCAUGGCGCCCACGUCCUUUCUCAUGGGCUGCCACCUGGAUCACUACAAGGAAGUUUGUAAGGAAGGUGACGAUUUAAUAUUAAUUGAUAUUGAUAAUGGCAACAUCUCCUUCUCUGGGAAUGAGAUUGAGUCUGAGGUCUGUGAUGUCCCGGACAUGCCGGUAGCCGCUGCAGAGACCUUUAUAUACAGUAUGGAGAACCUUCAGCUACACUAUGACCUGGAGCAGUCCCAUCGCGCAACAGUCCUGGACAUUGGUGAGCAGAGACUGCGGAGGCGGCUGUGGCAGCAGAACCUCAACAGUGAGAUACAGGAGAUCGCAUUGCAACUCAUUGUGGACAUCUUCAGAGAUGUGAAGGCGCACCUGAACUAUGAGCACCGGGUGUUUAACAGCAGGGAGUUUCUGAAGACCAGAAGUCCAGGAGACCAGGCCUUCUACAGAAAUGUCCUGGACACCUACACGUUCAACUCCUUUCUGAAAGCUCGGCUUAGUAAGAAAAUGGACGACUACACCCGUAUGGAGCUGAGCACGUCCUCUGAGAUCGACGGGAGAUCAACCAUGUUUUCUGAAAGCCCCCGCCGGCAUGCCACGGAGAAGCUGAAGCGUUUCCGAACGGAGUACAUGUUUAGUAAGAAGCUGGUUAUCAGCAUGCCAAACCUGCAGACCAUCAAGAUGGCCGACGUCCCGGCAGGACCACUGUCCCUGAGGAGACCCCAGCAGGAAAACGGAUACAAUGUAACCGGGAAGGAGGUCCACACUUUCAGGGUCCCUGAAGUGGAUUUUCCUCUGUCCGCUCGCUGCAUCCAGACAUACUACACGGAUUUCACUAAUUAUCUCAGCAAAGAGAUAAAAGCGCUGCCGCCCGAGAGCUCCACUCUGCUGGCGCGAUACUACUACCUCCGAGGGCUGGUCGGCCUGAUGCAGGGGAAACUGCUGGGCGCUCUGUCAGAUUUCCAGAAGCUUUAUAAAACAGAUCUACGGAUCUUCCCCAUGGAGCUGGUGAGGAAGGUCACCCUGUCCCUCCCGGCAGCGGAGCGUAAGAGGGCCGACUGCAGGCCGGAGCUGAAGAAGCUGAUCGGGCAAGUCAUGGACAAGGAGAGGGAAGUCCCCAGGGCCGACGAGCGCGUCAAGAAGUUUGAGUUACCCAAGACGCACCUUCACAUGGAAGACUUUGUACGGAGGAUUCAGGAAUCUGGAAUCGUCAGAGACACCGACACCAUACAUCGCUUGUUUGAUGCUUUGACUGUUGGUUACCAGAAACAGAUCGACCCUGAAAUCUUCAGAGAUUUCUACAACUGCUGGAAGGAAACGGAGGCAGAAGCUGAAGAGGUCGACCUCCCGUCUGGGGUCGCAGAGAAGUUAGAUCAGAAUGAGUUUGUGUAUAAACUUUCUAGCUCGGUCAAAACCAACCUCGGCGUCGGGAAAAUCGCCAUGACCCAGAAACGCCUCUUCCUCCUGAUAGAGGGAAGACAGAGUUACGAGGAAAUCGCUAUCUUCAGAAACAUCGAGGAUGUGAAGAUCUCCACGUCGGCCUUCCUGCUCCUGAGGAUUCAGACGCUCCGGAUUAAAGCCUCCACAAGGAAGGACGUUUUUGAAGCGAACCUGAAAAGUGAAUGUGAACUGUGGCAACUGAUGAUCAAAGAGAUGUGGGCUGGGAGAAACAUGGCCGAUAGUCACAAGGACCCUCAGUACGUACAGGAGGCGCUGACAAACGUCCUGCUCAUGAACGCUGUGGUUGGGGCUCUGCAGACGGCAAAGUCCAUCUAUGCUGCAUCCAAACUGUCCUACUUUGACAAGAUGAGGAAUGAAGUUUCCACGAUUCCAAUGACGACGGCAGAGACGCUGAAGCACAGGAUUAACCCUUGUGCAGGGGAGACGGUCCCUCAGGCGGUCGAUGUCCUGCUGUACACACCUGGACAACUCGAUGCUUCACUGAGAGACGACUGCCCCAAACUGUGGUGCGCCCUGGGCGAGGGAAAAGUGGUCAUAUUCAACGCAUCCACCUGGUCCAUCCAGCAUCACUGCCUGAAAGUGGGCAACACGAAACUGAGGUGCAUGGUGGGAGUGGAGCAGAGUCAGGUGUGGAUCGGAUCCAGUGACUCCAUGAUCUACAUCAUCAAUACACACAGCAUGUUCUGUAAUAAACAGCUGAACGACCACCAGGGGGAACUAGUGGACAUUGUCAUGGACAGCAGCGACAAUCAGAAGAGAGCUGCGUACUCCUGCAGCGCAGACGGGGAAGUCAUCGUGUGGGACGUCAACACCUUGAAGAUUCAGCACAAGUUCCAGCUCCAGUAUCAGGACAUAACGUCUAUGAAGAUGCACAAUGAUCUGCUGCUUUACUGUACAAAAGAUCUGGUCCUUGUGACCAACAAAAGAAAGGAAUACUGUUUAAAGCUGGAGUUGAUGGGGAACAUGCAGAAAAUCAUCUCUGCCUUCUACUCCAUCCAGCUCUUCCCUGAGAAGUCACAGCUAUGGGUGUCAUGUAAAGGCGGCAAUGAGAUAUGUGUGUACGACAUGACGGAUUUCUCCAAGCCCCCACACAGGAUCCUUCUGCAGGACUGCUCCAUCAUCACGUGUAUGCUGAGAGUGAAACAUCAGAUCUGGGUCGGCAGCAAGGGAAUUUCCCAGGGUAAAUUGAAAGGGAAGAUCUACGUUAUGGAUGCGGAGAAGAAGACAGUGGAGAAGGAGCUGGUCGCACACAUCGACGUAGUGAAGUCCUUAUGUUCAGCAGAGGACCGCUACGUCCUGAGCGGGUCCGGAGAUCAAGAUGGAAAGGUGGCCAUAUGGAAGGUGGAAUGAAGCCGAGGCAAUGGAGCUUUGGUGGAUGCAACCUGGUCUCCAUGUCCUUCAAAAACCAAAGUCAAGAAGAACAAGGUCCUUCGAUUUAACUGUGGUGGAGGCCAGAGUCACACCUCAGGAAUAGGCCCCUGAUUUAUCUUAUGUCUUAGUCAAGAUGACGAGAGGAAUAGGGUAUAUCAUAGGUCAUGGGUGAUGAGGUCUGGGAGAGUCCUGACUUUUGACUCCCCACCCCCCCCUAUACUAGCAAAUAUGGAGAAGAGAGGUCAUGUAGGACAUCUCAUGACUGAGUUAUGGCUGCUGAUUGUGAACGUGGAGUGUUUUUUUUGUGUGUGUCAUAGCACGUUCUGUGAGUCUGGAGUGGACAUUACCUGGACUGGAUCUGUUACUGCCCCCCACAGAGAGAAGGGGGACUACACUAAGAUUUACUUUACAACCUGAACUGGUCCUGUGCCUGGUGUUAUGGGGCAUAAGUGACUCCAGUGCACAUGGCGGAAAGUCUCCCUGAAAUGUGGACGACCUCCGGUUUUCUACGAAGGAAAGGAAGGACGCGGGUUACUACUAGAGGGGUCCAGAGGUGACUUAUUAGUCCUUCAUGUUGGAGAGAUCUUUUCGUGGUUGCCGGGUCACGUGGGGCGUCCAAUGUGCAACUAAAUAAUGUGCUUUAAGUAUUGUUACAUGAGAACCGUCAUCAUCAUCAUCAUCAUCUCAUUGCUCCGUUUCCCUAAUAUUCAACACUCCUUUACUAAUUUCUGAACGGAUGUUCAUAAACAGGGAAUUCCAGUAUAAAACGUUUUCCCAGCAAUCCAAAGAUUUCAAACUCGGCUCUACUGCAUCUCAUCAUUACUACUGUAUAUUUUAGAGUUCAGCUACAUGA